This is a messenger RNA of Nicotiana attenuata, 1182 nucleotides long. Its product is annotated as DNA-damage-repair/toleration protein DRT102. Gene Ontology annotation, biological process: carbohydrate metabolic process. Lineage: Eukaryota; Viridiplantae; Streptophyta; Magnoliopsida; Solanales; Solanaceae. Gene Ontology annotation, molecular function: isomerase activity. The transcript has a single exon. The record is from RefSeq and is a predicted model, not a curated record. The coding region runs from base 63 to 1001 and encodes 312 amino acids.
AACACAUAUAUUCACAGUAACUCAGCUCAUAGCAAGUCAAAGUAAGUCAAAUCAUAUCUCCAAUGGCUCAAGAAUCAACGAAACGACCCUUGAAAAUCAUCGCCGGCGCCGAUUCAUUCGGCUGCAACCUCAAAGACACCUUACUCUCCCAACUCCGCGCUCUCAACAUCGAAGUCGAAGACCUCGGCACCGACAAAUACUACUCCGUCGGCGAAGAAAUCGGCCGCCGAGUUAGCCAAGCCGCUAAUAAUAACCCCGCCGUCGAGACACGUGGACUCGUCGCCUGUGGUACCGGCGUCGGAGUUGCCAUCUUCGCUAACAAAUUCCCCGGCGUUUAUGCAGCCACGUGUCUCAACCCUGAUGAAGCCCGCAAUGCUCGUUCCAUCAAUAAUUGCAACGUUCUCGCCGUCUCCGGCAUGAAUACUACGCCGGAAGUAGCUGCCGAAGUUCUCAAGACGUUUCUAGAAACACCCUUUAGGUCUCCCUGCCCGGCUUCUGGAUCAAACCCAUGGCCUGACGAAAUUGACCAAUUCUUGGAAAAUUCGAUUACUGAAAUGUCAAAGAUUGGAACUUUGGGGCCAUCUCUGGAAAGUGGAGAAAAAGGGGAAUCUGGGAAUUGUAAUCUAUGUUCUUUGGUAAAGGACAGAGAGUUUAAGCCAGUGGAAAUAAUGCCAGGUGGGUCAAUGACAAUAGUGAGGGAGAGUCCUACUUCAGCUUUUGUGAAAUUCACUGCAGGGAGUGUUGAGCCAGCUCAUCACCAUACAUUUGGGCAUGAUCUUGUGGUGUUCAAGGGGAGUAAAAGGGUGUGGAAUUUGAGUAAAGGGAAGAAAUAUGAUUUGGGUGUUGGAGAUUAUUUGUUUACUCCAGCUGGGGAUGUACAUAGGGUGAAGUAUUUGGAAGAUACAGAGUUCUUUCUCAAGUGGGAAGGGCAGUGGGAUUUGGUCUUUGAUGAGGAUCAUGCUGCUGCAAAUGCUGCAAUUGAUGAGGAAAAGGAGAAUUGAUUGAGUUCUUUUGUUGCAAUGUUUUAUUAGAGGGAUUCUGUUUUGGUAUGUCAAUGUACUAGGGUUGAUUUCCUUCCUUAAAAUAAGUCAGUUGUGGUCUAUAACAGUUGUUUUAAUCUUGUAUUGUUUGCUGUUACAUUUUCAUCUUUAAAUAAACAUGGCAUUUGGUGUUAGGAGACUA